UUCGAUUGGCCCUGGCAGUCUGUGGUUUCUGGGGGCCCCUAGCGGACUGUUUAGGAAACAAACCAAAAGGAAGGUGGUGGUGUACAUAUCGCAGGCAGGCAGGCAGUGUGGCUCCAGGGAGAAUGACCUGUUUGCUGUAAGAUAAGACGUUUUGUUCGAACAGCAUGUCGAGUUUUUGGCAAAUAAACCAGUUUUAGUCGACGUAUCAGGGCAUAAAGGAUGGUUUGUUUCCGCUGGACUGAUAUACAGUAAUUUACGAAGCGAAGUGAGUGAAGCGAUGACGAGCUCAGGCAUGCACAAGCCACCGGUGGCCCCUAAACCAAAGCUGGUCCAACUCCAGAUAUCAGGGGCAUCUCCUGCAACCCCCAGAAGAGAUGGCCCCAUGCUCCCAUCUCCUAGUACACCAGGAAGGGUUAAACCAGUAUUGGCUCCCAAACCCUGCCUCUCCAAACUCACCACUGCUGUGGAGUCCAAACCUCUGGCUUCAAAGAGCCUGCACCAAAUAUCUGUAACAGAAAACUCUCUGACUGUAUACCUGCUCAACUCCCAGAAUGGAAUACAGCGAGAAAACAAAAAACCCGAUUGGGAUUAUAUUAUUCCUAUUUGCUUGUGUAGCCAAGAAAACUGCCAAUGCAUCAGGAGCACAUCAGCAAACAAAGACAAUAUGGAGAAAGACUUAAAAACAUUAACCAAGGAUACAACUGAAGACAAGAGAAAGCUUCUCCAUACAUCUCGAGAUACUGAAGAUUACAGUGAUGGCAGAACAGAUGACACAAAGAACCACGUGAAAAGCAGUAGUCCUCCACAAAAUGUUUGUCCCCAGCCUGCUUCUACCAACACCCACCUCACUGAUCAUAAAACUUUACAAGAAACAAUUACUUUGGACAAAAAUCUGAACACAAACAUCAGUACCUCCAGUCCGGUAGUGACCCCUAGGCCCUUUCCUCCUCACAGGACAUGGAGUGAUGAGGCAAAUGGUAACAUAAUACCAAAGAGUGCACCCGAGGAAGAUGCUCUUGGCUCAGAGAGAAUGUCUGGUGAGUCCCAACCCAAACCAGCCCAUAAGAAUCCUGUCCCUAUACCACGGAAACCCAGAACAGCUGUUCUGGCCCAUCAGAAAAAGGUGGAGGAAGAGAAGAGGGGAGAGACUGUAAGCCAGGAAAGGAAGGAAAUGAACAUCAAUAAAGAGGAGGUGUCAUCAGAGGGGAAGGGCAGCUCCUCCAUGUCUGUCAGUGUACCUGUUAGUGAAAACAAGCAGCCAGCUUUUCUGUCUGCAAGAAAAGCCUGUCCUCCACCAGCACCUCCGCCCAGGAAGAAACCUUUUCUCUCUGCACCUGAGAACGUGCCAACCUUUGCCCCUCGGGUAUUUGCAAAUGAUGUGGAAGAGGAAGACCUGGGAAUGGACAGCGACAUUUAUGAGAAGGAGAUAUCAGUUGACCAGGACAGUAGGGUGGAAAAGAAAGGAAGGGAUGAUCAGGAGACGGUCUGCAGCAACCUCACACAUUGUCUUCCUUCCAGUAGUUUGCUCACUCAGCCUCCUGGCAUCAGUGCCGCAACAGAGAAUAACAGGGCGGUCAAGGUCGAUCCAAAGAAGCCCCACCAACACAGCAGCCCGAUAUGGAUCCAGAGGAAGGAAUCUAAGGAGAAAGAAGAGGGAAAAUUAGGAGAUGGUGAGAAAAGGCAUGUUCUUCCGCUACAAGAUUGUGCUGUAAAGGAGGGCUUACAGAGAGAGCUGCCUUUGCAUACAGAUGAGAAAACAAGUAGAAACCUCAUAACAGUUGGAAACAAGUCUUCCCAGUCUACUCUGGGCAAACAGAAAGCCAGGUCAUUCUCUGGUGCUGAUGUUGUUCGCUUUGAGCAAGACAGGAGGAACUCUUUCCGAAAACUGCUGGAAUUGAAGCUCUCUGUGAAGAACCCAAUUGUAAAAGGAGGCCAGAGCCCAGACUCCACUGCAAAUGAUGAUGAGCAAAGUGUGGACAGGGACCAAGACAAAUGCCAGAACUUCCCUGCGCAUCUCCGAGAACGCAAAUUCUCCUGCCCACUGAUUGGAGUAGAACAAAGUGUAGAUGAAGAUGAGUUUUCUCAUGGAAUAGAACAAUCUGGUCACAAUGAGAGCAUCGGUAUAUAUGAGGAAAUAGACUACUUGAAUGUGCAUGUGGGAAAGGCAGAGUCAUCUAUGACCUGCCACGGUGAAAUGUAUUGUGAUGAGGGCAUUUAUGAGGAGCCUGAACCCUUUAUGUCCUUAGAGAAAACCAACAGACAGCAGCAGCAUCAGACACCAGCAGCUGGCGGCUGUUCUACCAAUGAGGAGGUGGCACCACAGGGUUAUAGCCACUCAGAUGAUGAUACUAGAGCCAACACCUCAGAUGAGGAGGAGGAUGAUUGCAUCUUCAUGUCAAGUAAAGGAGACCCUGAGCAGCCAGGGCAGAGUACGACCCAGAAUGGAAACAAGACCAAAAUUCACCACAUCGCGACAGAAAUCAUGACCUCUGAGAGUGUGUUUGUUGAUGUCCUGAAGCUGCUUCAUGUCGACUUCCGUGAUUUGGUGUCCAAGGCAUCUCGGCAGAGUGGGAGCCCUGUGAUAGAGGAGCGUCUUCUGAACCAGAUCUUGUACUACCUUCCACAGCUCUAUGAACUCAACCAUGACCUGCUCAGAGAGCUGAAGCAGAGAGUGGCACAGUGGGAUGACAAUGUGCAGCUAGCAGACAUUUUCCUGAAGAAAGGGCCCUUUCUGAAGAUGUACUCCACAUACAUCCGUGAGUUUGACAAGAAUGUGGCUCUACUGGAAGAGCAGAGCAAGAGGAAUCCAGCAUUUGGUGCUGUAGUACGACAGUUUGAGGCCAGUCCACGUUGUGCUAACUUGGCUUUGAAGCAUUACCUACUGAAGCCUGUUCAGAGGAUUCCACAGUAUCAGCUGCUGCUCACAGACUAUCUGAAAAACCUGUCGGAGGACUCGGCUGAUUACAAGGACACACAAGCUGCCCUUGCUCUAGUGAAAGAGGUUGCCAAUCAUGCCAACGACUUCAUGAAACAAGGGGACAACUUCCAGAAACUAAUCCAGGUGCAGUGCAGUCUGAAUGGCAACCAUGAAAUAGUCCAGCCUGGGCGGAUCUUCCUGAAAGAGGGACUCCUAUUGAAGCUGUCCAGGAAGAUAGUACAGCCCAGAAUGCUCUUCCUGUUUAAUGACGCAUUACUCUACACCACUCCUCUUCAGUCAGGCCAGUACAAGCUCAACAAAAUGCUGUCUCUGGCUGGGAUGAAGGUUAGCAAACCAAGCCUAGAGGCCUAUCAGAAUGAGCUCAACAUUGAAAGUGUGGAGCGCUCCUUCAUUCUCUUUGCAAGUUCAGCCAUAGAGAGAGAUGAAUGGCUUCAGGCCAUUUCCCUGGCGAUCAGUGACUACGCCAAGAGGAAGAUCAGCUUUAUACCUGGCAAGCCUUCAGAAAAGGUAGACCAGAUGGACGGCGCUUCUUUAGGCUCUAAAGCCCCUAUAUGGAUCCCUGACCUGCGGACAACCAUGUGUAUGAUUUGCUUCUCUGAUUUCACCCUGACAUGGAGGCGACACCACUGCCGAGCAUGUGGAAAGGUCGUGUGCCAGGACUGUUCUUCCAACAAACACUGUCUUGAAUACCUAAAGAAUCACUUAGCACGAGUGUGUGACGAUUGCUUCGUUAUUCUUCAGCAGCAAAAUGAAAGCUCCUCACCAGCAGCCCCAGCCCUUGGAAACAAAUCUGCUUUUUCUUUCGUCAAGAAGCACAAGAAGAUACCUGCAGCCCUCAAAGAGGUGUGUGCAAACACAGACAACUCCUCCAUGAGUGGGUAUCUGCAGAGGUCAAAGGUUAAUAAGAAGCUGGGGAAAAGGCUGUGGUUCGUGAUUAAGAACAAGGUCUUGUACACAUACGCUGCAAGUGAGGAUGUUGCAGCAUUGGAGAGUCAGCCCCUGUUAGGAUUUGUGUUGAAGGCAGAUCCAUCUCAGAAAUUACAGUUUGAGCUCUAUCACCAAAACACACUUUACUAUAUUUUUAAAGCUGAUGACGUCCAAACUGCCCAGAGAUGGAUCAACUCAUUCAAAGAAGCCACCGUGCUUUAAAGUUAUUCAACAUAUUUUUUUGCCUUUGCCUGAACAUUUUUUACCUCAGUGAAUUCUGCAAAAAACACCUGGAGACACCAUUAUUAGAUGGAUUGAACUGAAUCCAAUUAUAUUAUUUUAUUGCUUUUAUUAUAAUUUACUAUUGUUACCUUUUACAUAGUGUUAGAGAACUCCUGUGGAGGUGGUAAAUUACUUAUUUUUGUAUAUUAACAUGAAUCUUUCUCAUCAGGAUUUAUGCAAUUUUGGCCAUGAUGUAAGAAUCAUUUAACAACCACCUUUAGCUAUUUUAGACUUUUAUACUUUCAUUUUUUUUUCAGCAUUUUAAUUUCUCUGGUAACCUGUUUGAAUCUCCAUAGCACAGAUUAUUAACAAAAGCUCUUUGUCUACAAAUUUGUAAUGAAUACCAUCAUCACAAAUGGUUCACAUUUACCCAGUCAUUUUCAGAGGUCAAGACUAGUAAUAUGUUUUUUGUUGUUUGGGAAUAAUUACUUUAUUUUGCACUUGUCAAGUUGGCUAUAGAACACAACAUGCACUCAUGAUAAAGAUCAAUCUUCUACCUCACAUAGGUUUGAGUCUCACAUAGUUUUAAUGGUGUACCAGGGAAAUAUUCACUGUUUGAACAUACCAUAACUGUAUGCUAACACAACUGUACCAUACUAUGUAUUGCACUUAAAUCACUCAAAUGCCUGUACAUAUUUUAUACUCCACACACAUAUCCUGUGUAAAUAUACACAAUUGUAAACUAUACCAAAUUUCUAAGAAUCUCAUUUUUACUACUUAAAUUCUUUCACUGUAAUAAACUGUUGUUUUACUGUGCUUUUUGUUAUGAUUGGUUGUAUGAAGCAGGAACAAACAAUUGUUUUAAUAGUCAGCAAAAGAGGAAGUAAGUUGUAUAUAGGCCACUCAUGUCACUGUAACAUAUAAAACUGUAACAACCAGCAUACACACAAAGAUAAACAGCUAGUCAAACUUGGUGUAGGGGUUAAAAGUCGUAAUAGGCCUGCAAUGUGUUAAUUAGCAGUUUAUAAAUGAAUAGUGGUCCAGGUGUCCAGCAGCCCCUUUUGAGAAGGGGUUCAAGAGUUCAUUGAAGACCUAAAAAUACAGCAAAUCCUUUGGGCUAGAGAGGAUGUUCCACAAUAUCCGGAAACCCAGAGGUUGUUCUUAUUAAUGGCAUAAGAUGGAUCCCUCCUAAAUAAAACAGCUUAUAGUACCCCUAUUU
Messenger RNA from Monopterus albus (swamp eel), 5306 nucleotides. RefSeq names its product FYVE, RhoGEF and PH domain-containing protein 6-like. The transcript is spliced from 21 exons. Gene Ontology annotation, molecular function: guanyl-nucleotide exchange factor activity; metal ion binding. NCBI's taxonomy places the organism in Eukaryota, Metazoa, Chordata, Actinopteri, Synbranchiformes, Synbranchidae. Gene Ontology annotation, cellular component: cytoplasm. Bases 278 to 4087 code for a protein of 1269 amino acids. The record is from RefSeq and is a predicted model, not a curated record.